AUGCCUUGCGGGGAUGCGAAUGAUCCAAAUGCGAGAAUCAUCACUUCCGUCCCUUUUACUUCUCAUUGGGCUUCAAAUUCCGUUGUCGAAGCUCUUCAAGGAGGUGUUUUGCGCCAUGGGGUGUGCUCCGAGCCAGUGUACUCCAAUGUUUAUAGGGAGAUCAUGUGCUUUGAGAAUCUAAGCCGUUUCUUCACGUUGGAGCUAACAGUGCGAGAGUCUUUACUUUUUGAACUGUUUGACAGUUUAGCCAAGGAUCACGUGUGGCAUGAUGAUGUGUUGGAAGUCAGCGGACGGUGGGAAGGUGAUGUUGGUGAUGGUCCACUUGUUCCAUCACCUAUUGCAACGCUGACUAACUUUGUCUUCUGUUGUAGCGGACGACAUCAGCAAGAAAUUGGAGCUUGA
This is a messenger RNA of Prunus armeniaca (apricot), 402 nucleotides long. The record is from the annotation of a GenBank genome assembly. NCBI's taxonomy places the organism in Eukaryota, Viridiplantae, Streptophyta, Magnoliopsida, Rosales, Rosaceae.